Molecule: messenger RNA, 759 nt
Organism: Geodia barretti
Lineage: Eukaryota; Metazoa; Porifera; Demospongiae; Tetractinellida; Geodiidae
Source: the annotation of a GenBank genome assembly
AUGGCACGACUAGACGGCAAGGUAGCACUCAUAAGCGGCGGCGCGCGCGGACAGGGCGCUGCGGAGGCGAUUCUCUUCGCCAGGGAGGGCGCAAAAGUAGUCAUCGGCGACCUGCUCGACGACGAAGGCAGGCAGAUUGAAGCGCAGAUAGCCGAACUCGGCGGCGAUGCGACCUACCUCCACCUCGAUGUAACCAGCGCCGACGACUGGGACGCAGCCGUGCAGACCGCCCUCGACCGCUACGGCAGGCUCGACAUCCUCGUCAACAACGCCGGUAUCGGUGGCACGGGAGGCGGGCUGGAGAACGCUACCUUGGAGAGUUGGGACCGCACGCUUGACAUCAACGCCAAGGGCGUCUUUCUCGGCACAAAGGCGGCGAUACCCGCCAUCCGCGACGCUGGCGGCGGCUCCAUCGUCAACAUCUCGUCCAUCGCGGGCAUCAUCGGCCUCGGGACCGGCAACCCCGCCUACGCCGCGAGCAAGGGUGCCGUCCGCCUCCUCACCAAGUCCACCGCCAUCCAGCACGCCCCCGACAACAUCCGCUGCAACUCCGUUCACCCCGGCAUGAUUGUCACCGCCAUGACCGAGGCGACACUUGCCGACCCCGAACGCCGGAAGUACUGGGACGACAACAUCCCGCUCGGCAGGCUCGGCACCGUGGACGACAUCGCCAACGGCGUACUAUUCCUCGCCUCCGACGACUCAUCCUUCGUAACCGGCAGCGAGCUAGUCAUAGACGGCGGCAUAGUCGCGCAGUAG